This is a messenger RNA of Impatiens glandulifera, 1794 nucleotides long. Its product is annotated as ABC transporter G family member 10-like. Bases 1 to 1764 code for a protein of 587 amino acids. Lineage: Eukaryota; Viridiplantae; Streptophyta; Magnoliopsida; Ericales; Balsaminaceae. Gene Ontology annotation, molecular function: ATP hydrolysis activity; ATP binding; ABC-type transporter activity. The transcript has 3 exons. Gene Ontology annotation, cellular component: membrane. The record is from RefSeq and is a predicted model, not a curated record. Gene Ontology annotation, biological process: transmembrane transport.
AUGAACUUACCCAUCAAUGGCAGUAGUAUCCUCAAUAUCAAUACCCAUUACAAAAUCAAAACCAAGAAUCUAUAUUACAAUGCUAAAACCAAUUCCAUCCUAACCAACGUUAAUUUCGAAGCAAACCCAUAUCAAAUAACCGCCAUAUCCGGUCCAAGCGGCGCCGGAAAAACCACCUUACUAGAAAUCCUCGCCGGAGUUGUUAUUCCAUCAUCUGGUCAGGUUUUCAUAAACGACACUCAAAUGGAUCCUCCCCAUUUUCGAAAAAUCUCUGGUUAUGUAACUCAAGAUGAUGCUCUAUUCCCUCUUUUAACAGUUCGUGAGACACUUCUUUAUCGUGCUAUGUUAAAAGUACCUAAAAGAGCAGUUGAAAGGGUUGAUGAUUUAUUGAAGGAAAUGGGUUUGGAUCAUAUUGGUGAUGUUAGAAUUGGUGAUGAAUCGAGAAGGGGUAUAUCUGGUGGGGAGAAAAGAAGGGUUUCUAUUGGUCUUGAUUUUGUUCAUGAUCCUGAUGUUUUGUUUCUUGAUGAACCUACUUCUGGGUUGGAUUCUGGUUCGGCUUUUCAUGUGGUGGAUAUGCUUAAAUCUAUGGCUAGAAAUAAUGGGAAAACGAUUGUUUUGACUAUUCAUCAACCGGGUUUUCGGAUUUUGGAAAUACUUGAUCGGGUUGCUUUGAUUUCUAAAGGUGUUCUCCUUCAUCAUGGUCCUCUGUUUCUUUUAGAAGAACAACUUAAACUUUCUGGCCAUUGUAUUCCUCCUCAGGUCAAUGUCCUCGAGUUCGCCAUUGAUUUAGCUCAAAACAUACAAAUAGACAUUGAAGAAGCUGCAGUGAUAAGAGAAAUUAAACAAGAGUUUAAUCUAUCCGAUCAAGUCAUGAACAAUGAUGAUCAUCAUCAUCACCAUAUCACCUAUCCCAAUCCUAUAUACAAAGAGGUAUUAAUUCUAAGCCAAAGAUUUUCAAAAAACCUUUACAGAAACAAACAGCUAUUCCUAGGAAAAAUCCUACAAGCAAUUAUUGCAGGAAUCUUAUUGGGUACCAUAUUCAUGAACAUGAGCAAAAAACCCAAGAAAUUCAAACAACAAGCCGAACUAGGUUUCUUCGCUUUCAGCCUCACCUUCUUAAUGUCAUCAGCAGCAGAGGUUUUACCAGUUUUUCUCGAAGAGAAGAGAAUCUUGAUGAGAGAAACAUCUCGUGGAGCAUAUAGGGUUUUCUCUUAUGUUAUCUCGAGUAUCCUAGUUUUCCUACCUUUCCUUCUAAUCGUCGCGUUUCUUUUCUCGUUGUCGGUUUAUUGGCUCGUCGGCCUCAGGGGAACCCUAGAUGGUUUCCUAUAUUUCUGGCUGAUUGCAUGGAUGGUGACGGUUACGUCGAAUUCUGUCGUGGCGUGUGCUAGUUCAAUCGUCUCCGAUUUCGUCACAGGUUAUACAUUGAUUGCGUCACUUAUGGGAUCGUUCUUUUUGUUUUCUGGGUAUUUCAUAUCGAAGGAAGAUGUGCCGAUUUAUUGGCGUUUCGUGCAUUAUUUGAGCUUGUUUAAGUAUCCGUUUGAGGGUAUUGUUAUAAAUGAAUUUGGAGGAACUGCGGGCGAGAUGAAAUGUUUGCAGUCUGUGGAAGGUACAUGUCUUGUAAAUGGAAGAGAGUUCUUGAAACAGCUAGGGUUUCAUGAAUCAUCUAAGUGGAUUAAUGUUAUAGUAAUGUUUGUUUUCAUAAUCGGGUAUAGAUUGCUUAGUGUUAUUAUUUUGUGUUACAUAAACUCUAGAACAAGAAGAUAGGUAAUUAAGUUAGGGAUGUGCUUUUUUUUA